Nyctereutes procyonoides (raccoon dog) is the source of this 6946-nucleotide messenger RNA. RefSeq names its product ankyrin repeat and SOCS box containing 3 (gene ASB3). The transcript is spliced from 11 exons. The record is from RefSeq and is a predicted model, not a curated record. Gene Ontology annotation, molecular function: transcription cis-regulatory region binding; protein binding. Gene Ontology annotation, cellular component: nucleus. Lineage: Eukaryota; Metazoa; Chordata; Mammalia; Carnivora; Canidae. Gene Ontology annotation, biological process: intracellular signal transduction; positive regulation of transcription by RNA polymerase II. The coding region runs from base 401 to 1981 and encodes 526 amino acids.
ACGUCUGCCUUCGCGCAACGCAGUUUGCCCCCGGUCGUACGCCGCGGCCGAAGUGCUGCCGUGCAGCUCGCACUGACGUUCACACGCGGAACGGCCUCGUCCGCUUCGGUGUUGUGAGCGGCUCCUUCAGAAAAGACUUUUUUUGGAUUUAGCUUUUCCCUGGAGUGGACUGCAACUUAAUUCUUGAGGCUGAGCAUUGCUGUUAGUUAAAUGGCCAUCUGUAUGUAAAAGACUACAUCUUGGGGAUUAACUGGAGGUGUUUAGCUCCUUCAUCCACGGAAUUCCAGUGAAUGCAAUUCGGUGGAAUAUGAACAGGAGCAGAAGACUGCAGGAAAUUGCUGCUCGGACAUUUCUAGAAGUGGAAUGAUAGAACACUUAAAACUCUUGACUGGUCAAAAGAAUGGAUUUUACAGAGGCUUACUCUGACACAUGCUCCACGGUUGGACUUGCUGCCAGGGAAGGCAAUGUUAAAGUCUUAAGAAAACUGCUCAAAAAGGGACGUAGCGUUGAUGUUGCUGAUAACAGGGGAUGGAUGCCAAUUCAUGAAGCAGCUUAUCACAACUCUGUAGAAUGUUUACGGAUGUUAAUUCAUGCAGUAGAUUCAUCUGAAAAUUACAUUAAGACAAAGACUUUUGAGGGCUUCUGUGCAUUACAUCUUGCUGCAAGUCAAGGACAUUGGAAGAUUGUACAGAUUCUUUUAGAAGCUGGGGCAGAUCCUAAUGCAACUACUUUAGAGGAAACCACGCCACUGUUUUUAGCUGUUGAAAAUGGACAGAUAGAUGUGUUAAGGCUGUUGCUUCGACAUGGAGCAAAUGUUAAUGGAUCCCAUUCUAUGUGUGGAUGGAAUGCUUUGCACCAGGCUACUUUUCAGGAAAAUGCUGAGAUCAUAAAAUUGCUUCUUAAAAAAGGAGCAAACAAGGAAUGCCAAGAUGACUUUGGAAUCACACCUUUAUUUGUUGCUGCUCAGUAUGGCAAGCUAGAAAGCUUGAGCAUACUUAUUUCAUCGGGUGCAAAUGUUAAUUGUCAAGCAUUGGACAAAGCUACUCCCUUGUUCAUUGCUGCUCAAGAGGGCCACAUAGAAUGUGUCGAGCUUUUGGUGUCCAGUGGUGCAGAUCCUGAUCUUUACUGUAAUGAGGACAAUUGGCAGUUACCUAUUCAUGCAGCUGCACAAAUGGGCCAUACAAAAAUCUUGGACUUACUAAUACCCCUUACCAAUCGCGUUUGUGACACUGGGCCAGACAAAGUGAGUCCCGUUUAUUCAGCAGUGUUUGGAGGGCAUGAAGAGUGCCUAGAAAUGUUACUACAGCAUGGCUACAGUCCAGAUGCCCAGAUGUGUCUCAUCUUUGGAUUCAGUUCUCCCAUGUGUAUGGCUUUCCAAAAGGACUGCGAAUUUUUUGGGAUUGUGAAUAUUCUUUUGAAAUAUGGAGCCCAACUAAAUGAAUUUCAUUUGGCAUACUGCUUAAAGUAUGAGAAGUUUUCAGUGUUCCGCUACUUUUUGAAGAAAGGUUGCCCAUUGACACCAUGGAACCAUAUUUCUGAAUUUAUAAGUCAUGCAAUUAAAGCACAGAAAAAAUACAAGGAAUGGCUACCAUCUCUCCUGCUUGCUGGAUUUGACCCACUGAAUCUGCUAUGCCCUUCAUGGAUUGACUCAGUCAGUGAUGAUACCCUUAUCUUCACUUUGGAGUUUACCAAUUGGAGGAGGCUUCCUCCAACUAUUGAAAAGAUGCUCUCCGCUCGUGCCUCAAGCUCUUCUUGGGCUCUGCAGCAACAUAUUGCCUCUGUUCCGUCCCUUGCCCACCUUUGUCGUUUGGAAAUUCGGUCCAGUCUAAAACCAGAACACCUACGAUCUGACAGUUUUAUCUGUCAGUUGCCACUUCCUAGAAGCCUCCAUAAUUAUUUGCUCUAUGCAGAGGUUCUGAGGAUGAAUGAAGUUCCAGAAUUGGCAGUUAUUCAAGAUGGAGAAAUCAGUGAAGCUACUUAAUGCAGCUCAUGUUUUACUCUGAAAACCACCAAAACGAAGAGCCAUGCAAUACAAAUUCUUCAUGAUUUUAUAGUCAUAAAAGAUGAUUUUUGUUGCUUAGGUUUUGGGUGGGGGGGCAGUAGUUUAAUGCAAAUGUUUACAAUUGGGCUUUCUGAUAAAAAAAAUACUGUAAACUUCACUUAUGUUAUUCUGUUGCAGAUUCAUCACCAGUGCAUUUUUAUGUUGUAGAUUCAUUUACCUAACCAUUUUCUGCUUUAUUCUGUUAAUGAACUGCAAUGCUGCUUCUAGUGCUAACCAUGGCAUAUUUCCGCCUAUGAUUCAGUGUUUGCCUAGGGCUAGGAGCUUAGAAUGAAAUGUAUAAAACUUCCCUGGAAGUGUACACACAGUGGGGUUGAAUCUAUUACUGUUACUAUUAUUUUAUCUGAAGUUGACCAUCUUUUAUGUUUAUAAAAAGUAUUUUACAUUCCAUUCUCAUUUCUUAAUUCAGUCAGUUUUAUGAAGAAUUUCUACUCAGUGGCUUUUCACAGAUAAACUCAGGGGAGAACUUUUUUUUUUUUUUUUAAAGAAAAUAGAAAAUGAAUAAUUUUGCUGUUGUUGGUUUCUUCCCCCCCUCCCCCCCAAUUCCUUGGUACUCUCUUUGGCUAAAAGAAACUCCCAUUUCUGCAAAAACAAGAACAGACUUAAACUCAAAAAUAAGCUCAGUUGAAAAUAAUUAGGUCUGUAUUGAAAUAAAGGAGCAUUUUACCACAUUUAGAAUACUGAUCAGGACACAGGGACAUUUCUGUGGCAACCAUCUUUAAAGAAAGAAAGCUAUAUAUUUCUGUCACUUAGUAUCAAAUAAAACAUUCGAGCUCCAUUCAGCGUCCAAAUCUGAGCUUUGAUCAUAAGAAGCAGAUUGCCAGUUAUAUUAAUAUUAUAUAAUAUUAUAUUAAUAUUAUACUAUUCUUCCUUUUGAUUAUCUAGAUAGGUUAUCAAGUAGUCCUUGGUCCUAUGAAAUAAAGAAUAGACCUCAGAAUCCUAAGUUAAUGAAACACCACCUCAUUGGUUUUACAGUUGCUCAAUAUGAAUCUAUGGCCAGAGAGGACUAAACACUGGAUCAGCUGAGCUAUGGUAAGAUGUUGUUGGGGACCAGCCUUAAAGUUGAUGAAAGCGUUACUAUUAUGAUAGACAGUUAGGAAUUGGGUCCACAGGUGGGCAAGGCUUCUGUCCUAAUGGGAUCCUGUGGUUUGAAAUAGAUGGGAGUGUCAGCCAGGUCUAUCCCUACUAGGCCUUUGUUAUUUGAUAACAGCAGUGAUGAAGACAGACCAAAUGAUGGAAGCAUUGUUAAGGUCCAGAGACUGAACUUGGUCCAGAUUAGAGCUAUAGUUGCUGCCUGUGAGUGGAGAUAGAGUUUGAAUGUGGGUAUACAGCAGAAAUAAGUGUAAAUAUGGAACACCAGUUGGAAAUUCUGGUACUUAAUAAAGAAAUUCCAAGAAUAUAUAUACUAUGUAGUAAUUUCUAAGUGUUGUUUUAAUCUUUAUUUUUCCAAAUCCUAGGUCUCCAAUUUUUAACAUAAACUGGUUUAUCAUUAGGGCCAAAUACACAUAGAAUGUUUACAUUUGACGGUGAGUCUUCUCAUGUGUUUUUGUUCAUGUUCAAUGUAUAAUAAAAAUUAAACUAUCCAUAACAUCAUUGAGCUCUUGUUCUUAAGAAUCUGAAAAUGGGUAUUUCAGAGACAUUUAAAAGCCAUAUUUAAGACAUAAAUAACUUUAUUUGCUGUGUACCACAUAUAUUUCUUUUAGACUGCUUUAUAAUAAAAUAUUUAUUGGCAUUUAUGACUUACAGCAAGGAUUCAGUGAGAAAUCUGAAAGUAUCUAUGGGUAGUGAGUUACAGUUAAAACUUCUGAUCAAAAUGAUGCCUCUGGUUAUUGUGAACCAUAAACCCUACCUAUAUGCCUAAUGGUGCUUUAAUACUCUCCAUUUUUAUUUUUUAUUAUUAUUUUAAAAAUAUUUGUGCUGUUGUUUUUAAUACUCUCAUUUUAAAGUCACAGUGAGCUUCCUGAAGAACUUUGUGGUACUCAUUACUAGAGCAAGACACAGAUCAGUUUUAGUAACAGUUGUCAAGAUUUCACAUGCACACAUCCCUACCCAGAUCCUGUGUUAUCCUUUAUUUCCUGUUGGUCCUUCCUGUCAUAGGAUAUUUUUUUGUGAUCAUUUGAUGGAACAGUGGUAACCUGAACAUUGUUUAUUUCUAACUCUCCUUUUUUGCCAAGUAGCAAGUGUCUUGAUAUGUACCUUUCUUGAUGGCCCUAGUUCCCAGAGAUGAGUUACACUCCUCUUGUGUUCCAUGACCAUCCACCUAUGUCAGUGAUAAUCCUUAAUAGACAGCCAGAGUGUCAUAUUUAUAUCACAUGACCAGUGGGUACCUCUACUUUAAUAAAUCUGUUCUUUCCACCUACGUCUACCUGUAAACCUACGUGAAAAUUGUUAUGUUUUAUAGAUUUUCAAGUGUUAGGUAUAGCUUGAAAACAUUAAUAUUUUUGACUGAUUACUCCCUAAAAUUUAUAAUUUUCUUGCUCCUCAAAAAUGUAUCUUGAAUAAUAACUAGUACAAAUGUAAAUAUCCAUGUCUUCCCUGAAAUAGUAAACUUGGUAGUUCCAUGAGCAUGGGAUAUAGAAAGAAGUUGAGAAAAUCCAUCUAAAAGUUUGCCUUUCACUUUUAUACUCCUCUGUAUUCUUAGAGGUAUAUAUUCCCCUGAUUAUAUUCAUUAGUCAUAGAAAUAUUUGUUUGAGAAGGAGCUCUGCAAUUUUUAUUAGCAGGUGCCUUAGUGCUAUUGUGGAAAGAUUUUAAGUUGCUAGUGAAGUUGCUAGUGAUGUGGCCAUUUUCAGUUUUAUGAGCCAAUUGUUUUAUUUUUUAUUAUUAUUAUUUUAAAGUGUUUUGAGAGAGAGCACAAGCAGAGGGGAAGGGCAGGAGAAGAGGGAAAAGCAAGCUCCCCACUGAGCAGGGAGCCUGAUAUGGGACAUCAUUCCAGGACCGGGGGACCACAACCUGACCCCAAAGGCAGAUGCUUAAUCAACUAAGCCACCCAGGCUCCCUAUGAUCAAGUGUUUUAGGUCUAACAAUUUAGGAGAAUAACCAGUAAAACUGUACACUGCUGUCUUCCAAUUUCAGGAGUUCAUCCUUUGUAUAAAGCAAAUGUAGACUCUGCCCACUGGCUUCAUCCAAAUAUUCAACUUAGAGUUUCUCGAAGCUAAAGGAAUUUCUAGAGCUUUUCCUGUGAGCUGAGACAUAAUAAUAGUACCAUGUGUACUAUUAAUUCCCCUGAAUUUCUUUUCCUAGAGCACUUUCCUCCUCUCUUAUAUCAGGCAGCCAGUCACAUAUAACUGAGUAUCAAGACUAAUAUGUAGAAGAGAGCUUACUCAUGAUUCUAUGUGACCUAGGGUAGUUAGCUGAAAGAUAAUUAAGAGUGGGUAUACCUGCAUCACAAAAGGAGUAUGAUAUUUUAUUUAGAGCAAUUGUUGGAUCUCUGUGUCUACACUUAAACAUUCUCUCUAGGAGUAAUAAGUCUGGGCCCAUGUUUGAAGGUGUAGAGACUAUCAUGAUAGUUUUAUAAACACCUUUUUUCUUCUCUUUACCCUUUUCCAUUUUUUACAAAACAUUUAGUGAAAAUUCAUUCUGUGUAUUAAUUCUGUGUAACAUUUAGUGAAUAUUCUUCUGUGUAACUAUUAUGAUUUCCUGUUUUGCUUUCUCUUUGUUUUUCUCUGAGGCUAAAUUAAUCUAUCCUCAUUUGUAUUUGUUAUUAUUAAAUUACAGGUAGCCAUUGAAAUACAGUACUUCGUAGUAAGUAACCUUUUUUGUUGGAGUCGAUAAAAACCUGUGGUUUUAAUGAGAGGGAACUAAUGAUGCUUCAUAUUUUUGUGAAAUUUUGGUGGAAAAAUGUAAUUUUUAAGAUGUAUUUAUUUGAGAGAGAGUAUGAGCAUGGGGAGGGGCAGAGGGAGAGGGAGAGGGAGAGAGAAUCUCCAGCAGACUCCUCAUUGAACGCAGAGCCUGACGUGGGAUGUGGGGCUUGAUUUCACAACCCUGAGAUCAUGACCUAAGCUGAAACCAAGAGUUGGAUGCAUAACCAAACUGAGCCACCCAGGUGUCCUGAAAAAUAAAGUUUUUAUUUGCGACCACAUGUCAGUAAUUUAUACUGAGAGGCCAGUCUGAAUUAUAUUUUUUAUGGAAACAUAUACUUGGAAACAUACUUGGGGUGUCGAUUUUAAGUCUAUUUUCUGCAGUUGUUUUAGUGAUAAGACAUUUAAAUUUUUUUAAAUUUUUUUAGACAUUUAAAUUUUAAAUAAAAGGACAUCUGUUACCCUCUCCCCAAGCUAGUAAAGAUCUUAAAAAAAAAUUCUUACGCAGUAAUAACAAUAGUAGCACAUUUAGUUGUUUCACUUUAAAAGAAAAAGAUAUUUUAAAACUAGAAAGAAGAGGGAAGAAGGGAGAUAGAGCCAUAGUCUUAUCAUCUGGACCCAAUAUUAACGUUAACCUAUAUAUUAGAAUAUUUUCUUUCUCUCAGGCUUUUAAAAAAUCUGUACACAUGGUUGAGGAUGUUUUUUUCUUCCCAUAGAUAAAAUCAAGCCACUGUUACAGUUUUGUACCUGAUCAAGCCUUUUGUUUGUCAUGUUAAUGAUACCUGUGGCCAAGCUCAAGCCAUGAGUUAUCACAAAUUAUGAAUUGGUAAGAGUGAGAAAUAAUGAGAAAUUUCUGGGUUGAUUAUUUUCCUAGCACAUCUGCAUAAAGCAAAUAAUCCCUCUCAGCUACUUGGAGAGGAGAGUGGAAGAGAGACCAUUGUAAACCUGCAUUAGUCAUCUGGUUUCAAUCCAGAUAGUGUGUAGUUGCUUAUCUUUUUCAUGAACUCUACUAUAACUAUGUAUGCUAUCUAUUUUUAAUGAAGAAAUUUAAAAUACGAUUGUUGCAGUAAAGACUUGUGUCUGUAUGGUU